Lactuca saligna is the source of this 2760-nucleotide messenger RNA. The record is from the annotation of a GenBank genome assembly. Lineage: Eukaryota; Viridiplantae; Streptophyta; Magnoliopsida; Asterales; Asteraceae.
AUGCUCACCCCUACCAUCAGAGAUAACGAGGAACUCGAGAAAGGAAAACAGAUCGAUGAGCUCUUUAAAGCCAUUGAAGAGUCGAGGUUCUUUAUCAUUGUUUUCUCCAAAAACUAUGCAUCUUCGUCUUGGUGCUUGAAGGAGGUUACGAAGAUUAUGGAGUGCCAGGAUGAGAAAGAACAGAUUGCUUACCCGCUCUUUUAUGAUGUGGAGCCCAGCGACAUCCGGUAUCAAACCGGGCCAGUUGGAAGGGUCAUCUUCAAACAUAAGACUAACGAACAGAUUAAGAAAUGGGAAAACGCUCUGGAAAGUGCAAGCAAUCUGGUUGGGUGGAAUCUUAAAAACAUUUCUAAUGGCUCCUUAAGCCCUUCUCCUCUGUUUUCCCCUGUUUCAACAACAGCAAAAAAUCACAAUUUCCCUCAACUUAGCCUUAAAAACACAGCAGCAUAUAUUGAUCUUCUUAUUUCAAACAUUCUAUACACGCAUGAAGCUGAAGCCAUCAAGAUAAUUGUUGAAAUUUUUUCACUCAAGCUACAUUCCCAUCAUUUGAUUAAUGAUGAAAAUCUUAUAGGCAUGGAACACCGGAUGCAAGAUCUAGAGUGGUCUUUGAUGAUAGGUUUGAACGAUAAAGCGCGCAUGAUAGGGAUCAAGGGUAUGGGAGGCAUUGGGAAGACAACUUUGGCCAGAGCUAUUUUUAAUAAAGUAUCUUCCCAUUUUGAAGGCGAGGAUGUAAGGGAAGUUUCAGAAAAGAAGGGUUUGCAGUCAUUGCAAGAAAAGGUUCUUUUAGAUGUUCUAAACGAUGAACACAUGCGCGUAGGAAGUGUUUACGAUGGGAAAAAAAUUAUGAAAAUGAGGCUACCCUAUAUAAAAAUUCUUCUUGUUCUAGAUGAUGUCGAUAAUGCAAAGCAACUUGAGGCAUUAGCUGGUGAUUGGUUUAAGGACGGAAGUAGAAUUAUCAUUACAACAAGAGACGAGAAAGUGUUGCUAGCACAUGGAGUGAAGGUGAAUUGGAUUCAUGAUGUCGGUUUAUUGUCAGAUAAGGAAGCAGUUAGCCUCUUUGUUAGGUGUGCAUUUAAUGGAUAUAAUAUUCCCGAUCAAUGGUGUAUAGAUCUUUCAGUGAAAUUAGUAUGUUAUGCUGCUGGUCUUCCCUUAACGAUCAAAGUUUUGGGUUCACUUCUUCGUGGUGAAGACGUGAUUGUAUGUAGAGAUGUACUAAAAAGACUAGAAACAAUUCCAAAUUGGGAAACUCUAGAAGUAUUGGAAAUAAGCUAUGACGGACUAGAGGAUGAUCAUAAGGAAAUAUUCCUACAUGUUGCAUGCUUCAUGACAGGGUUAGAUAAAGAUACAGCAAUUGAAAUGCUUGAUAGUUGUGGUUUUAGUGCCGCAUAUGGUUUAAAAAUUCUUGAGCAAAAAUCUCUCAUAACAAUUUUAAAUGAUGAAUUAGGCAUGCAUGAUAAAAUAGAAGAAUUGGGCAAGAAUAUUGUUCGGCGAUCGCACCCACAUGAGCCCAACAAACAUAGCCGACUCUGGAUUCCCGAGGAAAUUGAAGAAUUAUUCUCUGGUGAUUCGGGUACUGAAGCGCCAACAUGUAUAGGAAUGGAGUUGGAUGCGGAGGAACUGCCUCCUGAAAUUAUCAGGAAAGGACUUGGAAAUCUGAACAAGCUUAGAUAUCUUAAUGUUAUUGGGGGUUUUGGUGUCUGUUUGCCUAGUGACUGGACGUUUGAUCAAACAAAACAGUACGUUCCAAAUUCGUUACAGUUUCUGGGUUGGAAUGGUUACCCUGGUUUAUCUUUACCCCAAACAUUUCGAGCAAAUAAUCUUGUUGGACUUGAAUUGCCUAGAAGCAGAAUCGUGCAACUUUGGGAAAGGGGAGAAAGAAAGGUGCUUAAGAAGCUCAGAUUCCUUGAUCUUUCCGAUUCAAUGUUGAGGACUCUCGACCUUGGGAUGACUCCAAAUCUUGAGAGUUUAGAUCUCAGUGGAUGUGAUGAUUUGACAGAACUUCAUGUCCCGGCUGGAUGCCAACAAAGGCUUGUCCACUUAGAUUUAGUUGGUUGCUCAAGGUUUACAUCUUUCUUGUUUAUCAAACGAUUGGAAUCACUUGAGCUUUUUAGUUUUCCUAAGUUAUCUGUGCAUGUGGAGUGCUUGGAGGAACUCCCAAGAGACUCCAGAAACAAUCUGCCAAUGCUACAAUUUAAAUUUAAUUAUUUUAAAGAAGAAGAAGAACCCUCGUCAACUGGAAGUGGUUUCAAGUGUGUCUAUCUAGAUCUCAAACCUUGCACAAAACUUGAGAGUGUUUCGGGAAGCAUUUGUGGUUUACAACAUCUAAGACGCCUUAGAUUCUAUGGCUGUAUUCCAGAGGUGCCCAAUGACCUUGACGUGUUGAAAUGCUUAGAAAAGCUCACUUUGUCGUCUACACACAUCAAAUGUCUUCCGGAUAGCGUUUGUAUGUUGAAACGUCUAAAAUCUCUCAGACUUAGAGAUUGCAUGCAUCUUGAGGAGUUACCGGAGAAUCUUGGUUGUUUAGAAAGUUUAGAGAAGCUGAGUUUGUUGUCUACAAGUAUUAGACGUCUUCCGGAUAGCAUAUGUAUGUUGAAUAGACUGAAAAUUCUCCGACUUCAAUCUUGUUUGCUUCUGGAGGAGGUACCCAAAGAUCUUGGCCGAUUAGCAUGUUUAGAGAAACUAAACUUGAUAUCUGCAUCUAUUAAAUAUCUUCCAGACAGCAUAUGCAUGUUGAAGCAGUUGGAAUCUUCUGCUACAUAA